GCUCAAUCGUUAGGAAUAUUUAUGGACAACGAUGAUGGAUUUGACUAUUUGUUCAAAAUUGUGCUUGUCGGCGAUAUGGGAGUCGGAAAGACAUGUGUAGUUCAACGCUUCAGAAAUGGAACAUUUGUUGAUCGUCAGGGAACCACUAUCGGCGUCGAUUUCACAAUGAAAACUCUUGUCGUUGACGGAAAGCGUGUAAAAUUGCAAAUCUGGGAUACUGGAGGCCAGGAACGAUUCCGAACGAUUACUCAAUCAUAUUAUCGAUCUGCUAAUGGAAUUGUUUUGUGUUAUGACAUUACUUGCAAGCAAUCAUUUGGAAGUCUUCAGAGAUGGAUUGAUGAUGUUUCAAAGUUUGCAGCUCCGAAUGUUGUGAAGCUACUCAUUGGUACAAAAUGCGAUCUAGAAGACCAGAGAGCAAUCGAAGCAGAAGAAGCGGAAAUGUUGCAAAGAGCUAAUGGAAUGUUCGCAAUGCUCGAGACUAGUGCAAAAGGCAAUGUGAACGUGGACAACGCAUUCCUCGAGUUAGCAACAAUUCUGAAGCGACAGUAUGAUCAAGGAGUCGUUGAACAAGGCUCAAGUGGUACAUUCCAGCUUGGAUCCGGUGGCACGACGGCUCUGGGCUCUCCAUGGCAACGAUGUUGUCAGUACACUUGAUGAUGAUGUAAACUCUCAUUCCCAUAUUGCUUCUCAUCCACAAUUUUCUUGUAAAUCUCGUCAAUAAAUCAUUUUUGUCCGA
Molecule: messenger RNA, 736 nt
Organism: Caenorhabditis elegans
Lineage: Eukaryota; Metazoa; Nematoda; Chromadorea; Rhabditida; Rhabditidae
Gene: rab-19
Product: Ras-related protein Rab-43
Exons: 5
Coding region: 22-654 (210 amino acids)
Cellular component (GO): endomembrane system; phagocytic vesicle membrane; endocytic vesicle
Molecular function (GO): G protein activity; GTP binding; GTPase activity
Source: RefSeq, marked reviewed